AUGAAUGAUUUUCCGGAAUCAGAUAUUCCAUUAAGCUUCGAACAGUUAUUAUACGGAGAUGAUUGGCAGAUGUCGGACACUUAUCCGACCGUUGAUGCUAAUGCUAACUUACUACCACUGGUUGAGAUGAACCAUGGUGGUCUGACAAUAGAGCCUCAUCCAAUUUCAGUGAUAUAUCCAAUGGAAGAAACAGACGAGCAGUGGGUACAGACACAGCAAGCCUAUGGACCAGUUGAAAUACCAAUGGAAGAAGAGCAGUGGUUACAGACAUUGAUGGCCUAUGAACCACAUUUCACGUAUGAGGAAGUUAUGCUCAAUAGUGAGCAGCUAGGAGAUGUCGGUUCUGGUUUAGACGUUAAUGCGGUCAUUGAUGGGAAUCUGAACCGAAGAAGAUAUGAAGAUCGUUCUGGUGAAGCGGAGAAAUGUGUGAUAUGUCUUGAUGAACUUAAGUACAAUGAUGACGCUUCUAAGCUGGCAUGUGGGCAUGAUUUUCACUUCGAGUGUAUCAAGAACUGAUAAAUGGUCAAGAACGAGUGUCCUCUUUGCAAGCAAAAAGCUCUUUAA
Molecule: messenger RNA, 564 nt
Organism: Raphanus sativus (radish)
Lineage: Eukaryota; Viridiplantae; Streptophyta; Magnoliopsida; Brassicales; Brassicaceae
Cellular component (GO): nucleus
Molecular function (GO): ubiquitin protein ligase activity
Source: RefSeq, a predicted model, not a curated record